Messenger RNA from Gymnodraco acuticeps, 2872 nucleotides. It is a transcript of the gene c7b, whose product is annotated as complement component 7b. The record is from RefSeq and is a predicted model, not a curated record. Gene Ontology annotation, molecular function: protein binding. Gene Ontology annotation, biological process: immune response. The coding region runs from base 302 to 2785 and encodes 827 amino acids. The transcript is spliced from 18 exons. Gene Ontology annotation, cellular component: membrane attack complex. NCBI's taxonomy places the organism in Eukaryota, Metazoa, Chordata, Actinopteri, Perciformes, Bathydraconidae.
UUAUUUUUGUACACUUCAGCACUCAAAGCAAACAGGCUUAUGAAUAGUGUUACUGGAAAUAAAGUCAUAGUUUGAGAUAAACAAGCAAUAACACUGGCCUUGAACUGAAGCUGUGGAAAAGAACACUGGGUCUGUGUUCAUGACCCAGAGGCGUUACAAAUCUGGCUGUACAGAUUAGAGUUUCUUCAUUCUUGGGAAUUCCGGUACUCGGGGUUGUGUUGAAUACUCUGCACUCUGCUGAUUAUAUAACCAGUGUUUUCCAGUGGAUCAGACAAGAGGACCAUAUUCUGAGAAGCACAUCAUGAAGAUGGAUUUGGUUGCAGUUCUGUCUUCUUUUGCAUUGUUGGUCGUCCUUAUAUGUCCUGUAUGCUGUCAGCAUGUUGACUGCAGAUGGGGGUCUUAUGGAGAGUGGUCAGAGUGUGAUGGCUGCUCCAGGACAAAGGUGCGGACCCGCCAUGUGGAAGUGUACGCCCAAUUUGGGGGUGCGCCAUGUUCAGGAGAAGCCACACAAGCACAGCCAUGUGUCUCAAAGAAAGGAUGUCCCCUGGCAACAGGCUGUGGAGAUCGGUUCCGUUGUACCUCUGGUCAGUGUAUCAGCCAGUCUCUGGUGUGCAACGGAGACCAGGACUGUGAGGAUGGUCUGGAUGAGAGGAACUGUGAUGGAGACAACAGCCAGUACUCAUGUGACCUCGACAAAACGCCUCCAAACUCCGGUGUCACAGGCAGAGGGUACAACGUGUUAACAGGCAAACUGAGAGCAGGUGUGAUCAACACUCUGAGCUUCGGAGGGCAGUGCCGGAAGGUGUUCAGUGGGGACCAUCAAGACUCUUACCGACUGCCACAUAACAUCCUCAGGUACAACUUCGAGGUGACUGUAGAAAAUGAAGACAGUGAUGAAUCCUACGAGAGCUCCUGGUCCUACAUGCAGCACAUCCAGGCCAACGCCUUGGUGGGACACGACCGUCGUAGUUUCCACAAAGAGCUCACUGACAAUAAGGCCUACAAACUUAUAAUCCUGAAGAAUAAAGUGGAGCUGGCCCAGUUCCAAAACUCUGCGCCUCAGUAUCUGACUCUGGCUGAAGGUUUCUGGAAGGCCCUGUCCUUGCUGCCGUACACGUAUGACUACUCUGCUUACCGCCAGCUGUUUGAGAUAUACGGCACACAUUACCUUUCUGAGGGCAAACUUGGAGGCGAAUACCAAGGCUUGUUGGAGUUAGACCGUCAGGCACUCGAUUCAACAAGUACAACAAAUAUAGACUACCAGAGGUGUUGGAGAAAGGUGAAACGCCGUUUAUUUAGAAAGAAAGUCACGACAACCUGUGAAAAACUGACAAAAUCUUUAUCCUCCAGUCAUGGAAACAAAGUAAACAACAUGCCCAUCAAGGUCAAAGUGUUUGGGGGAGAUAUGGCUUUGACGGGCGCUUUGGCUCUCCUGGAUCUUGAUAACCCAGAAGCUAACGGAGAAAUCUAUGACAACUGGGCCUCGUCUGUCAAAGACUUCCCUGAAGUCAUAGACAUGAAGCUGCGUCCUCUGUAUGAGCUGGUGAAGGAAGUGCAGUGUGCAGGUUUAAAGAAAGUCCACCUGAAAAGAGCCUUAGAGGAGUACCUGUUGGAGGAGCAUCCCUGUCACUGCGGGCCCUGCCAGAACAACGGGAAGCCGCUGCUGACGGGGUCCGAGUGUCACUGUGUCUGCUGGCCGGGAACAUGGGGCCACGCCUGUGAACAGGGAGCUGUGAUUGGUGAACAACCAGGUGUGAUCGAUGGCAGCUGGACCUGCUGGUCUUCCUGGGGAACCUGCUUUGGAAGUAAAAAGAGAAGGACCCGAAGAUGCGAAAACCCCGCCCCCAGGAAUGGCCAGCACUGCAUCGGAGAGUGGUCGGAAGUGAAGCCUUGUGAGGACCCAGACAUCCGGUACUUACAGACGAUGGAGCCUCAGUGCUUCGAUCUCCCUGCAGUGACUCCACCAAAGACAUGUGGAGCACCCCCAAACCUCAGGAACGGAUAUAUUGAGAAUCCCAGGGACUUUUACCUGGUUGGAAACACAGUGCAAUACUCCUGCAUUGACGGUUAUUACCUUAUUGGAGGCGCUGUGGCUCAAUGCACUGAAACCCAGAAGUGGAGGACUGAAUCGCCGGUUUGUAAAAGUGCCACAUGUGGGUUUCCUCUACUCAACAGUGACAUCAUAGCCACCCCUAUCGAGGCAGCCUAUCAGAUUGGACACAGAGUGUCCCUGUCCUGUCCUGUGGGGUCGGUGCUGGACGCGGAGGAGGUGUCAGAGAUCAUGUGCAGUUCCAGUCUGCAGUGGUCUCCAUCACCGGCCAGCGCUCAUUGUAAAGCAGUGCUCUCAGGUCCCACUCCUCCACCUGGCCUGAAAUGUAAGCCUUGGGAGAACGUAGGAAUAACUGAGUGUGUGUGUAAAAUGCCAUCUCAGUGCUCGACUUCUCUGCAGAUGUGUGCCAGACUCGGUUCAAGCCGAACCCGAGUACUCAGUCUGUGUCAGCUCGGAGCUCUGCGCUGUUUGGGGCGGAGCUUCGAGUUAGCGACAGACUGUGACGGGCCACAAGAGCUGUCCCUGUCCUGUGAGGACUGCAAACCAGGGACAGUUUGUCAGGAAUCGAAAUGCGUGUGUCAGAACGUGUCAGACUGCCCGACAGACUCCGCCCCCCUUUGCACCAAAACCAGUGAUGACAGCGUUGCCAAGACGAUGACUGAAUGUGAGGUGGGGGCCAGACGCUGUGCUAAUGAGCAGGUCCAUGUUGUCGGUAUCGAGGCUUGUCCAGAAUAAAAAUGUCUGAGCUCUCUCACUCUGUACAUAAAGGAGGGACAUGUUGUUUUCAAUGAAUUGUAAAUAAAAAAAUGUACAACACUUGAA